This is a messenger RNA of Rhopilema esculentum, 6198 nucleotides long. RefSeq names its product clathrin heavy chain 1. Gene Ontology annotation, cellular component: clathrin coat of coated pit; clathrin coat of trans-Golgi network vesicle; clathrin complex. Gene Ontology annotation, biological process: receptor-mediated endocytosis; intracellular protein transport. Gene Ontology annotation, molecular function: clathrin light chain binding; structural molecule activity. The record is from RefSeq and is a predicted model, not a curated record. Lineage: Eukaryota; Metazoa; Cnidaria; Scyphozoa; Rhizostomeae; Rhizostomatidae.
AAUUCUGCUGCGGCAAGGCCUCUUGCUCAAGGUCUGUAGAGCGAAGAAGGGCCUGAAUAGGGUUUAUGAAAGUGGCCGAAAUUUGGCAAUAAAACACAACAGAGUGAUUGGAAUACGUGGUUAAAAAUCUGCAGACAUGGCACAGUUGUUGCCAAUACGAUUUCAGGAGCAUGUACAGCUCCAAAACAUUGGAAUCAACUCAGCCAGUAUUGGCUUUGCAACUUUGACCAUGGAGUCAGACAAGUACAUAUGUGUAAGGGAGAAGGUUGGUGACACUGCCCAGGUGGUGAUUGUGGACAUGGCAGACCCUACCAACCCAACAAGAAGACCAAUUUCUGCUGAUUCUGCCAUCAUGAAUCCAGCUUCAAAAGUCAUUGCAUUGAAAGCAAGCAAAACAGUUCAAAUCUUCAACAUUGAAAUGAAAAGCAAAAUGAAAUCACAUAACCUGACAGAAGAUGUUAUAUUUUGGAAAUGGAUUAAUCUAAACACCAUUGGGCUUGUAACAGAGACAGGAGUGUUUCAUUGGUCAAUGGAAGGGGGUGACUCAAGCCCAGUGAAAAUGUUUGAUAGGCACCAGUCUCUUGCCAAUUGCCAAAUUAUCAACUACAAAACAGAUUCAACUGGAAUGUGGUUGCUUCUUGUUGGAAUUUCGGCACAGCAAAGCAGAGUUGUGGGUGCAAUGCAGCUGUAUUCAGUUGAAAGGAAAGUCAGCCAACCUAUUGAAGGUCAUGCAGCCACAUUCACGCAAUUCAAAUUGGAUUCUAAUCCACAGCCAUCCAAUAUUUUCACGUUUUCAGUCAGAGGUGCUCAAGCAUCUAAGAUCCAUGUUAUUGAAGUUGGAACACCACCAACUGGAAACCAACCAUUCCCCAAAAAGGCAGAAAACAUUCUUUUUCCUCCAGAAGCCGACCGAGAUUUCCCAGUUGCUAUGCAGGCCAGCCAAAAGUAUGGGAUCAUCUUCCUUGUCACUAAAUAUGGUUACAUUCAUUUGUAUGACGUUGAAACUGCAUCUCGCCUAUACACAAACAGAAUCAGUGGUGAGACCAUCUUUGUCACUGCUCCAUAUGAGGCAACAGAUGGUAUCAUUGGAGUCAAUCGUAAAGGACAGGUAUUAUCUGUCAGUAUUGAUGAAGAAAAGAUUGUGCCAUACCUUAUAGAAGUAAAACGAGAGAGUCAUUUGCCGCGGCGUCUCGCUGAGAGAUGUAAUUUGCCUGGAGCUGAGAAACUGUUUGAGCUAAUGUUCAACGAAGAAUUUUCUCUAGGACAGUUUUCCGAAGCUGCUAAAAUAGCUGCAAAGGCUCCAAAGGGGCAUCUCAGGACUCAGCAGACCAUUCAGCGUUUCCAGCAGGUUCCUGCCCAGCAAGGUCAGACAUCGCCUCUUUUGCAAUAUUUUGGUAUCCUCUUGGACCAAGGGCAGCUGAAUAAGUAUGAAUCAGUAGAGCUCUGCAGACCUGUGCUUUUGCAAAAUAAGAAGCAGCUGAUGGAGAAAUGGCUCAAAGAAGACAAGCUUGAAUGCAGUGAAGAACUUGGAGACCUAGCCAAGCAGUUUGAUAGCACCCUUGCCCUCUCUGUAUACCUAAGGGCGAGCGUUCCAAACAAGGUUAUUCAGUGCUUUGCCGAAACAGGCCAAUUUCAGAAGAUAGUGUUGUAUGCAAAGAAGGUUGGGUUUGAGCCAGAUUUCGUCUCACUCCUGCGCAAUGUCAUGAGGGUGAACCCCGACGCUGGUGCGCAGUUUGCAUCUAUGCUGUUUCAGGAUGACGAACCUCUUGCAGAUCUUAACCAGAUCGUCGACAUAUUCAUGGAAUUCAACUUAGUGAAGCAGUGUACAUCAUUCCUGCUGGAUGCAUUAAAAAACAACCGACCCAGUGAAGCCGCUCUCCAAACUCGAGUCCUGGAAAUGAAUUUAAUGUCUGCCCCUCAGGUGGCAGAUGCAAUUCUUGGGAACCAAAUGUUCACCCAUUACGACAGAGCACAUGUAGCCCAGUUAUGCGAACAGGCUGGACUGCUACAAAGAGCGCUGGAGCACUAUACAGACAUCUAUGACAUCAAGCGAGCAAUUGUCCAUACACACAUGCUGAAUCCAGAAUGGCUUGUUGGGUACUUUGGUACUUUGUCAGUGGAGGACUCUCUAGAAUGCCUCAAAGCCAUGUUGACUCAUAACAUAAGACAGAACUUGCAAAUCUGCGUGCAAGUUGCCACAAAAUACCACGAACAGCUCACUACCACUGCGUUGAUUGAUCUCUUUGAGUCGUUCAAGAGCUAUGAAGGUCUGUUCUUUUUUCUUGGAUCCAUUGUCAACUUCAGUCAAGAAUCAGACGUGCACUUCAAAUAUAUCCAGGCUGCCUGCAAAACAGGUCAGAUGAAAGAAGUCGAAAGAAUCUGCAGAGAAAGCAAUUGCUAUGAACCGGAACGUGUUAAGAACUUCCUCAAGGAAGCCAAACUCACGGAUCAACUUCCGUUGAUCAUUGUUUGUGAUCGAUUCAACUUUGUCCAUGAUCUUGUCCUGUAUCUCUACAAAAACAGCUUGCAGAAGUAUAUCGAAAUCUAUGUCCAAAAGGUCAAUCCAUCCCGUCUUCCUAUCGUAAUUGGCGGUUUGUUAGAUGUUGACUGUGCCGAAGACGUCAUCAAAAGUUUGAUUAUGACCGUCAAAGGGCAAUUUUCAACAGACGAGCUUGUAGAAGAAGUUGAAAAGCGAAAUAGAUUGAAAUUGCUACUGCCGUGGCUGGAAACACGAAUCCACGAUGGAUCUGAAGAGCCGGCAACUCACAAUGCUCUUGCCAAAAUAUACAUUGAUGCAAAUAACAACCCAGAGAGAUUCCUCAGAGAGAACCCAUUCUACGAUAGCCGAGUGGUUGGAAAGUAUUGUGAAAAGAGGGACCCCCAUCUUGCCUGUGUGGCUUAUGAAAGAGGACAGUGUGAUAUGGAACUGAUUAACGUUUGCAAUGAAAACUCCCUGUUUAAAAGUUUAGCCCGUUAUCUUGUACGGAGAAGAAGCCCAGAGCUAUGGGCAUCUGUCCUUGAGGAAACAAACAAGUAUAGAAGGCAGCUGAUUGAUCAGGUAGUGCAAACAGCCCUGUCUGAAACCCAAGAUCCUGAAGAUGUAUCUGCAACUGUCAAAGCUUUCAUGACUGCAGAUUUGCCAAACGAGCUUAUUGAACUGCUGGAAAAGAUUGUACUUGAGAACUCGGUGUUUAGCGAUCAUAGGAACUUGCAGAACCUGUUGAUUUUGACUGCAAUUAAGGCCGAUCGCACUCGUGUUAUGGAAUACAUCACAAGACUUGAUAACUACGAUGCUCCCGACAUUGCAAGCAUAGCUAUUGGCAGUGAACUUUUUGAAGAGGCCUUUGCAAUAUUCAAGAAGUUUGACGUUAACACUUCAGCUGUACAGGUUUUGAUCGAUAAUAUUAAAAAUCUCGACCGGGCUUAUGAAUUUGCAGAGAGGUGCAACGAUCCUCAAGUGUGGAGUCUGCUCGCAAAAGCACAGCUUGAUCAAGGAAUGGUCAAAGAGUCAAUCGACUCCUACAUCAAAGCUGAUGACCCAUCUUCGUAUAUGGAGGUGGUUGAUGCUGCUAAGAAUUCAGAAAACUUCGAGGAGCUAGUGAAAUUCCUUCAGAUGGCACGUAAAAAGGCUCGUGAAUCCUACAUAGACACGGAGCUCAUCUUCGCCUUUGCUAAAACUGGGCGGCUUGCUGAGUUGGAGGAGUUUGUCUCCGGGCCUAACCAUGCCAACAUUGGGCAAGUAGGCGAGCGAUGCUUUGAGCAGAAGAUGUUUGAGGCAGCCAAGAUUCUCUUCAAUAACGUCUCAAAUUUUGCCCGUUUGGCCUCAACCCUUGUCCACUUAGGCGAAUACCAAGCAGCCGUAGAUGGAGCUAGAAAAGCUAAUAGUACAAAAACAUGGAAGGAGGUCUGUUUUGCAUGUGUUGAUGGCGAGGAGUUCCGCAUGGCCCAGAUGUGCGGUCUUCACAUUGUAGUCCACGCAGACGAACUUGAAGAUCUGAUUCGUUAUUAUGAGAGCAGGGGCUACUUCGAGGAGCUGAUUGCUCUGAUGGAAGCAGCACUUGGUCUGGAGCGAGCACAUAUGGGAAUGUUCACAGAGCUGGCUAUUCUCUAUUCAAAAUACAAGCCUAUCAAGAUGAAGGAACAUCUCGAGCUGUUUUGGUCAAGAGUUAACAUUCCGAAGGUACUGCGAGCAUGUGAACAAGCACAUCUCUGGGCUGAAUUGGUCUUCCUUUAUGACAAAUAUGAGGAGUAUGAUAACGCAGUUGUAACGAUGAUGAAGCACCCAACGGUUGCGUGGAAGGAAGGCUUAUUCAAGGAAGUUAUCACCAAAGUUGCCAAUAUAGAACUCUAUUACAAAGCCUUACAGUUCUAUCUGGACCACAAACCGCUCUUCUUAAACGAUCUUCUCAUUGUUCUUACGCCUAGAAUGGAUCACACGCGUGCAGUGAACUUCUUCCAGAAGGUCAAGCAGUUACCACUAGUUAAACCAUAUCUUCGCUCUGUCCAAAAUCACAAUAACAAAGCGAUAAACGAGGCUCUUAAUUCGCUGCUGAUCGAUGAAGAAGAUUACAAUGGUCUCAGGGCAUCGAUUGACGCAUUCGAUAAUUUCGAUAACAUCGCGUUAGCCCAAAGGUUAGAGAAACACGAACUUAUAGAGUUUAGAAGAAUAGCUGCCUAUCUUUACAAAGGAAAUAAUCGAUGGAAGCAAUCUGUUGAUCUAUGUAAAAGAGACAAUCUUUUUGCUGACGUUAUGCAAUUUUCAAAUGAAUCUCGGGACCCAGCCUUGGCGGAGGAUGUUCUUCAGUGGUUCUUAGAAAUUAAAAAAUACGAAUGCUUUGCAGCAACGCUGUUCAUGUGUUAUGAUCUUCUGAAACCGGAUGUCGUCUUAGAGCUAGCGUGGAAACACAAUCUCAUUGAUUUUGCAAUGCCUUACAUGAUCCAGGUGAUGAGGGAGUAUAUUCACAAGGUUGAUAAACUCGCUGAUGCAGAAACGAAAAGAGACGAGGAAAAGGAAGGUCAGCCAGAACAGCCGAUUGUAUUUGAUCAACCCCAAUUGAUGAUAACUUCCGGUCCAAUGCAAGGCAUGCCACCAGCAAGCGUUUAUGGAAUGCCCCCGCAACCGGGAAUCCCACAACAGGCUGGAAUACCGCAGCAAGCAGCAAUGCCCGGCUACGGCUAUCAACCGGGGUACGGGAUGUAAUUACAUGUUGAAUGUCUGGGACGGAUGCUGAUACCCAUAUGUUAUUGAAGGGUUUUUCAAAGAUUGUAUAAUACGGACGUUAUAGACUGCGUUAAUGAGACAUGGCAUUUGACCAAAUGUCUUGCCUAUAGCGUACCUUGAAAUUCUGCGAUGAUUUCUUUCCUGUGUGACGUCACAGUUUCGCUGAGAUUUCUAAAACUUUCUUGUUUGUACACAUCAAGAUGUAAUGUUUGUGUGGCAUAGGAAACCCUAAUGACGUCAUAUUUGAAAGACAAUCUGAGGGAAGUUUUGGGUAUUUUCAUUAUCAAUUUUUAGAUAGUCAGCUACGGUGCUCUAGUUUUGUUUUAUACGCCAAUUCUGCUAGACAGCUUUUCAAAUUUCCAUUGAUUUAAAGAUAUCUACAAUUCUUCACGAUCUUUAAUAUAUAGAUUCAAAUAUACAAACGUGCCUUGAGGAACGAUCGUCUCCGUAUUUGCUUGUAACCCGUUUGCCUCUUAAAGCGUAUUAGGCAGUUACGUGUUUUACUUGCAGCAUUUUGCUGAAUGAAUAAUGUUAUGUCUUUACCACUAGGCUCAAUGCUACACUUAAUGCUAAGUUGAUUGAUCGUAGGUUGAUUUUUGAGAUUCCUAUAAAGUUGAUCAUAAAUAUCUUGUGCAAGGUUGAUAUUUUUUAAACUUGAUUGAUAUUUUACGCCUAUUGGAUAUACCUUUUUAUUUGACUGUCACAGGUAGAUAGGUAUCCUGGUUAACCAGUUGCGAAUUGAAGAAGUCACACCCUCUUGUUAGAAGCCUUUCAGUAUUCCUCCAAGCACUAUGCACGAGUUCUCUUUGGUAUCCCUUUCUGUUUCAAUGUUGAGGCAGUUUUGUAUUGGAUGGGAAAUUAAUGAUGUUUCAUCUAAUAUUACGAUUUCAGAGCUGAGCAAAUUACACUAGAUGAUAAAAUUGUAUUGUAAUUAGCGGUUGUGAUCGCCCAUUAUUGAGAUAAUUCUGACAAUAUAA